Cinclus cinclus is the source of this 2424-nucleotide messenger RNA. RefSeq names its product UDP-N-acetylglucosamine pyrophosphorylase 1 like 1 (gene UAP1L1). The record is from RefSeq and is a predicted model, not a curated record. Gene Ontology annotation, biological process: UDP-N-acetylglucosamine biosynthetic process. The transcript has 9 exons. Bases 1 to 1506 code for a protein of 501 amino acids. Lineage: Eukaryota; Metazoa; Chordata; Aves; Passeriformes; Cinclidae. Gene Ontology annotation, molecular function: UDP-N-acetylglucosamine diphosphorylase activity.
AUGGACCCGCCCGAGGAGGUGCGGGCGCGACUGGAGCGGUGUGGACAGAGCCAUGUGCUGCAGUUCUGGACCGAGCUGGACACGGCGCAGCGCGGAGCGCUGCUGGCGGCGCUGCCGCCGGGGCUGGGCGAGCACUGCCGGCUAGCGGCGGCGGCCGGGGCCCGCCAGCGCGGCCCGCCCGAGCGCCUGGACGGCCGGAUGGAGCCGCUCCCCGCCGAUCUGCUGGGCAGCGCCCGCCGCAGCGGCCCCGCCGCGCUGCAGCGUUGGGAGGCGGAAGGUUUACAUCAGAUCUCACAGAACAAGGUGGCAGUGAUGCUCCUGGCUGGAGGACAAGGAACCCGCCUGGGAGUCAGCUAUCCCAAGGGCAUGUACAACGUGGGGUUGCCCAGUGGCAAGACCUUGUAUCAGAUCCAAGCAGAAAGAAUCCGCAAAGUGGAGCAGCUAGCUGGCCACAGACACCACUGCAGGUGUGCCAUUCCCUGGUACAUCAUGACAAGUGAGUUCACACUGGGGCCAACAGAAGAGUUUUUUGUACAACACAACUACUUCAACUUGGACAGAUGCAAUGUUGUCAUGUUUGAACAGAGGAUGCUGCCUGCUGUCACCUUUGAUGGGAAGGCCAUCUUGGAGGAGAAAGGGAGAAUUGCCAUGGCUCCAGAUGGCAAUGGUGGCUUAUACCGUGCUUUGAUGGAUAGUAAGAUCUUGGAUGACAUGAAGCAGCGUGGAAUCCAGUAUGUCCAUGUAUAUUGUGUGGACAAUAUCCUCGUGAAAAUGGCAGAUCCAGUCUUCAUAGGUUUCUGUAUUUCCAAAGGGGCAGACUGCGGUGCAAAGGUAGUGGAGAAGGCGUACCCCACGGAGCCUGUUGGGGUGGUAUGCUGUGUGGAUGGGGUGUACCAGGUGGUGGAGUACAGCGAGAUCAGCCCGGAGACUGCACAGCAGCAGUUCCCUGAUGGGGGACUGAUGUUCAGUGCUGGCAACAUCUGUAACCACUUCUUCACAGUUGAGUUCCUGGAAAUAGUGGCCCAGAAAUGGGAGUCACAGCUGAAGCAUCAUGUAGCCAUAAAGAAGGUGCCCUACAUUGACAAGGAGGGAAAUCUGGUAAAACCACUAAAACCGAACGGGAUAAAGCUGGAGAAGUUUGUGUUUGAUGUGUUCCAGUUCUCUAAGAAUUUUGUGGCAUUUGAAGUUCUGAGAGAAGAGGAGUUCGCACCACUAAAAAAUGCAGACACAGCCGACAAAGAUACUCCUACCACUGCUCGGCAAGCCCUCCUGGCCCAACAUUACCGCUGGGCUCUCAAGGCUGGGGCCAAAUUUGUGGAUAAAAAUGGUUGCAGGAUACCAGAAAAAUUCAGUCUCUCAGGAACUGAAGAUCCUCCAGCUGUGUGUGAGAUUUCUCCAUUAGUGUCUUACUUUGGAGAGGGUCUGGAGGUGUACAUGAAGAACAAAGAGUUCCCUUCUCCCUUUGUACUUGAUGAAAACAAAGUGGAAAUGCUGGAAUAUUCUUGAAGUGGGAAGCCUUUCCCUCUCAAAUCAGAUCCAUUGUAAGAACUGACAGUACUAAAAUGUCAGCUAUGAAGUGCAUUAUAGAAAAUUUUUUUUUGCAGUUUCUGAUUAAUGCUAAAUCCUUGCAGCAGUUGCAAUUACACACAUGCAAGCUCCCCAGUUCUGGUUGGUAACUUUGAAGGUGGUGUGUUUUACGUCAGUCUAUUUUGUAUACUUGGAUGUGAGUGUGGAUUAACACUUUAUGGGUGCUAAACAGAUCCUACAUUUCUUAUUUACUGUUGUAUAUGAAUAUGGAAAAGAUCCAGUCAAGGCCUUAUAAAUCAGCUUGGCCUUCAAGAAGAUACAAUUUCUUCUGUGCCUUCUUAGGUUUGUGUUGUUGUGGUUGUGUUUUUUUUGUUUUGUUUUGUUUUUUUCUAAAUCAUGUGCACAGCUGCAGUCAGUUUGAAGUCCCAUCCUGAAAAUUAUGGAAGGACUUCGGAUACUGAGGUUUUCUCUCCAGCCAUUAUUUUUUUCCCUAAUCAUGUGCUGAUUAGAAGAUCCAACUUAGCAAUUGCAUCCUCUAAGUAGAUCAUACAGGGUAUGCUGUAUGUAGAGAUGUUGCUGUGCCUAAGCAUUGCUUGAAGCUUGGAGUCCAAAGUAGAACAGAGUAGUUUUCUAUGUGGGCUUGCUGGUGCCAUGUCUAGACUGAUAGUUCCUUACAGUUGUAGUAACUUGGGAUUUUUUAAUUAAAAAAAAGAGAUAAUAUUUUUACAACCCUCUGCCCUUCCUGACUAUAACAGUUUUCCUUUCCGUUUCCUAUUUCAUAUGUACUAUAUCCCUCAGACAAGGCUCUCUUGAGGUAUCUGAAAAUAGUAAGAGAAACAAAUCCCAGUGGGAGAAUUUAGUGCCUAACCAAAGCAAAAAAAAAAAAAAAAAAAACCA